UUAUGAAUAAACCUUAAUAACAAAAAUAGGGAACAAAUUAAAAUAGCAGUGCAUGGUUGUAUGCCUUAGGUGGUUUAGCAAUUGGAGUUAUAGGAACAAUAUUUGGAAUGAAGGCUGUUGCUAGUAAUGAAUAGUCUUAGAUCUAGAGUUAAAUACAAUCAAAAUAAUAGCCUUCAUAAAUCACAAAUGAUGGUGAAUAAUUAAUUGAAAGUCUUUGUUGUCCAAUAUCUGGAGGUUAUUUAUGAUUAUUAUCUUUAAAUUAGAAUUGAUUGUCGAUGCAGCCUAACUUAGUACAUGUGGUCAUACUUUUGAUAAGGGUCCCUUAUUAUAAUGGUUGAAAAAAUCUUAGGAAUGCCCUUAAUGUAGAAAACAAACUAAUGAAUCAAAUAUAAUCAAAAAUUAUGCUUUAUAAUAAGUCAUUGAUUAACAAAGAGCAAAACAAUGAU
Messenger RNA from Paramecium pentaurelia, 446 nucleotides. The record is from the annotation of a GenBank genome assembly. NCBI's taxonomy places the organism in Eukaryota, Ciliophora, Oligohymenophorea, Peniculida, Parameciidae.